AGAUCAGGCAGGCGGUUCUGUUAACACGUUGUGGACACUUUUGGCAUUUCUUCGCGAACGUAGCUCUGGCCACCAAAACCUGAUUUCACAGACACACAUUAGUUGUCUGAGGAUAGCGAAUUUCUGAAAUUCCCAGGCUACUAAAUGGCAGACAUCGAAGCCCCGCGUGCCGGCAAAGGCAACGAGAAGAGACGCAUCUUUCUCAACGCCUUUGACAUGUGCACAAUCGGUCACCUGUCGCCCGGCCAGUGGAAGAACCCCACCGACAAGUCCGCCACCAAACGCCGGCUCGAGUACUGGAUCGAGCUGGCCAAGCUGCUCGAGCGCGGCGGGAUAACGGCCCUCUUCCUCGCCGACACGUACGGCGGAUACGACACCUAUGCGCAGAGCCUGGACGACUGCAUCAGGCGCGCGGCGCAGUGGCCCAUCACUGACCCGUCAAUUCCCAUCUCAGCCAUGGCGGCAGUGACAAAACACCUCGGCUUCGCCAUCACAGCAUCGACCUCGUUCGAGCCGCCGUACUUGCUCGCCAAGCGCUUCUCCACUCUCGACCACUUCACUAGGGGGCGCAUCGGCUGGAACAUUGUCACGUCGUGGAAGAAAUCGGCCUUCAAGGCCAUCGGGCUGGACACACCCAUCGAGCACGACGAACGGUAUCGCCAGGCCGAUGAAUACCUCAGGGUCCUCUAUAAACUGUGGGAAGGGUCCUGGGCCGACGACGCGAUCGCGCCGGACCCAGCCAACGACAGCUACGCGGCCCCGGACAAGAUCCGCACGAUCCGGCACGCAGGCAAAUAUUUCUCGCUCGACACGAAACACAUCGUCGACCCGUCUCCGCAGCGCACGCCGUUCCUGUUCCAGGCGGGCACGUCAGCAGCCGGAUCCGAGUUCGCCGCGACGCACGCCGAAGCCGUCUUCGUAUCCGCACACUCGCCAGCCGUACUAGCGCCCAAGAUCGCGCGCAUCCGCUCCCUGGCGGCCGCCAAGGGCCGCGACCCGCGGUCCGUCAAAGUGUUCGCCACGUUCACGCCGGUGCUGGCGGUGACGGACGAGGCGGCGCGCGCCAAGUUUGUCGACCUGAAACGGUACGCGUCGACCAUCGGCGGGCUCGUGCUGUUCAGCGGGUGGACGGGCAUCGACAUCUCGCGCAUCCCGCUCGACCAGGAGAUCACGGCGGCCGACUCGACCGAGGCGCACAAGGUGCGCAGCAUCCUGGACUCGUUCACGACGACCAGCGAGAGCAUGCCCAAGUGGACGCCGCGCGCCGUGGCCGAGCACGCGGCCAUCGGCGGGCUGGGCCCUGUCGCCGUCGGCAGCCCGCAGACGGUCGCCGACGAGCUGGAGCGCUGGCAGCGCGAGGCCGACGUUGAUGGUUUUAAUAUCGCCUACGUCACCACGCCCGGCAGCUUCGAGGAUGUGGUGGAUCUGCUCGUCCCAGAGCUGCGCCGCCGCGGCCUGUACCCCGACCUGCCGGCCGACGACGACGACGACGAGGUUACUGUGAGGGAGCAGAUCUACGGCCGCGGCGCGCACGCGCUCAGGGAUGAUCAUCUGGGGAGCACUUACAAGUAUGACGUCUACAAGGAGGAUCCGCCCGGAGAAUCUGGUGGAGUAGCGUCACGAUGA
Lasiosphaeria miniovina is the source of this 1626-nucleotide messenger RNA. RefSeq names its product HK97 family phage prohead protease. The transcript has 5 exons. The coding region runs from base 145 to 1626 and encodes 493 amino acids. The record is from RefSeq and is a predicted model, not a curated record. Gene Ontology annotation, molecular function: oxidoreductase activity, acting on paired donors, with incorporation or reduction of molecular oxygen; monooxygenase activity. Lineage: Eukaryota; Fungi; Ascomycota; Sordariomycetes; Sordariales; Lasiosphaeriaceae.